Molecule: messenger RNA, 1435 nt
Organism: Liolophura sinensis
Lineage: Eukaryota; Metazoa; Mollusca; Polyplacophora; Chitonida; Chitonidae
Product: vitelline envelope sperm lysin receptor-like
Exons: 10
Coding region: 103-1305 (400 amino acids)
Source: RefSeq, a predicted model, not a curated record
CUUCCUGCUCCAUCACUGGUGGUUCUCAGAGGGAGGGUUUUUGUUUUUGUUUGUUUUAUUUUGUCUUUUGUUCUUAUUUUCCUUAGGUUUCCUUUAGCAGAUAUGAUCUUAAUUGUCCUCAUUUCGCUUUUGUUUAUUUCAUUUUCUUUUGCCGAUGAAAAAAUCCUUCACCUCUCCCCAGGUUGUCCUUCCACAAACCACGGUACACCCCAUCCGCUAGUACGUGCAGACGUUCCCGCUGAAGUCACGGCACAGUGCAGGAACGGCCAGAAACUGUUUACCUCAACAAACGGGGUCAAAUACGUCAUUGGUGCCACACUUAAUCAACAUUACGUUGGUGGAGAUUGUCAGUAUUACAAAAAAGCCGGCGUAAAUAUAUAUCAUAUUGAGGUGGCCAUAGCCUGGAGCGAGGCGGGAAAUGAAGUGUACACCAAGAAGGAGACCUAUACAAUCACGUGCUCGUACGACAACCAUGGCAACUCUACCUCAAACCGAGACAGAAUGGUGUCACCGUAUAUCGCUCCCGAGGAAAAACAACACUUGAAAGGAGAGCGUCACAAGACUGGGAAUUUUUCCCUGACAGUAAUUGAUGUUCUGGGUCGGCAGCUGAUUGACGAUCAUCUACACAUUGGCCGACUCGUACGCCUGAAAGCUGUAGAAACCUCAGGUACCAUCACGGCCUUCCGUGCUUUGAGCUGCCUCGUUUCCAAUCAUCUGACGAGCUAUGCUAUCCUUCGUGCCGGAUGCGGCGAUGGAAUUAUUUUUGGAAAGAAGGAGGGGUUUCUUACAAUCGGCAGCGUAGUUUACAGCCCUUAUUUUGACGCAUUUAAAUUAAACGGGUCGUCACAGGUUCAGUUUGAAUGUAAUUUCACCGUCUGUGAAUCGACAUGUAACGGGGAUUCAUGUAAAUUGAUGACAAAGAAAAUGAAACGGUCCUCCACUGACGAAGCCUCAGAUGGGCCCCGGGAGCUUCUUGUGAAAGGUGUGUCCUCCAAGCUUGUUGCGGAAGAAUCACGAGAAGUCCCGUUAAAUCCGGAGAAUUUGAACAUGCCACAGGCAUCCUUUCUGACACGGGACAACCUGUGCAAGCAAAAGUUCAACACAGCAAACCGAAGCAUCAUUCGAAAAAUCUCGAAGAAAUUCUUCACCAACCGGUGUUUUCCGUUGACAAGCGUUCUCCAGGACCCAGCGUUCAUCACAGCCCUUGUGGGUUUCGGAUUGUUAUUGUUCCUAUCAUUCACGAUAUCGCUUUAUCUUAUUUGUAAAUAUGAAAUUGCUCAGAUAAAAGCUUCGCUAAAUAGAUAACUCGGGUACUGUUAAGUAUGAUGGAAUAAAAAGAAAAAUGUUAACAAGAAGUGUUUUGAAAGAUUUUGUUAAAUGGAACUUGAAAUUUGAAUAUGACCACAAAUUGUUUGUUCGAAAUAAACCUUAGUAA